AACUGAACAUAUGAAGUAAUCCAUCGAGGCCUUGAAUAACUGUUUUCACGAGAAGCGAGUCUUGGACAGAGUCUAGACUCCGGAUCAGUUGAAUAUAUAAGGCGUCGUUGAGUAUCUUGGUUUCAGCCAGCACGAGGGGAUUGCAUCUCGACUACCUUCCUCUACACUCAUCUUCCAAGGAGCCUCGCACAAGUCGCCAAACAUUUUCCGCAGCAACGCAACAAUGGCUCGUCUUAGCCUCCUCUUGAUCGCCGCAUUGCAUCUCGGCACUGCUCUUGCCGCAUGCAGUACCUCACCCCAGAAAUGGAUCGCGCAUGACAAGGUCAAGGGCCAUGAAGGCUCACCUAAAGUGCCGGGUGGCGUGGCGGGACAACUCAUCAAGAAGUACCAACCUUAUCUCUUCGUGGAGACUGGCUGUGUUCCUUUUCCCGCCGUGAACUCCAACGGCGAGCUGAACAGCGGCCUCAAGCAUUCCGGCGCCAUGAACGGCAAAUGCAGCAAGUCAACCGGCCAAGUCUACGCCCGCGCCACCAUGCACAAAAACCGCUACGCCAUUAUGUACGCCUGGUACUUCCCGAAGGAUCAGAAUGUGGACGGCCCCGGCAAUCUGGGCCAUACGCACGACUGGGAGAAUAUUGUCGUCUGGCUCUCGGGCAAGACCUCGGGCGCGAGGGUAACAGGCAUCUCAUACUCUGCACACGGGAAAUAUCGUAAGUACAAGGGCGGGUCGACGCCGAAGGUGAAGUAUAGUAACAUUGGGGACGGGAGCACGCAUAGUCUUUGGAAGACGGAUCGGACCGGGGGCAGGCAGCCGCUUAUUGAUCGGGGGCAAUUGAGUGGGAAGGCGCGGGCGGCGCUGGAGAAGGCCAACUUUGGGAGUGCAAAUACGCCCUUCAUUGACUGCAGGUUCAAAUCGGAGCUGGAUAAGGCGUGGUCGAACGACUUCUGAGAUGGGAUCGAGGCGCGGGUGUGGAGGGCAUGCCCGAGAGGGUGAGACUACCAGGCUAGGGGGGAUGUGGGUGCUGUAGCUGUGUAGAGACUUCGUAGA
This is a messenger RNA of Paraphaeosphaeria sporulosa, 1048 nucleotides long. RefSeq names its product NPP1-domain-containing protein. The record is from RefSeq and is a predicted model, not a curated record. The coding region runs from base 224 to 949 and encodes 241 amino acids. NCBI's taxonomy places the organism in Eukaryota, Fungi, Ascomycota, Dothideomycetes, Pleosporales, Didymosphaeriaceae. The transcript is spliced from 2 exons.